Messenger RNA from Mollisia scopiformis, 2006 nucleotides. RefSeq lists its product as uncharacterized. NCBI's taxonomy places the organism in Eukaryota, Fungi, Ascomycota, Leotiomycetes, Helotiales, Mollisiaceae. The coding region runs from base 450 to 1649 and encodes 399 amino acids. The record is from RefSeq and is a predicted model, not a curated record. The transcript has 2 exons.
CGCAGAUCGAGUUCACUUGGCCACACUCGUACCAUAUUCUCUCAGCUGCACCAGGAAACUGCUUUGGUUGUGCAAAAGAAAGUGAGGAAAUAACGUCAACGGCGGCGGUGAAGACGCAGAGACGAAAGAGAUGCAGACCAAAGAUCUGGGUAACUCUCAGCCACAGCUGACCGUUGGGAAGAAGCGAUUUGUGUCGUUUCGGAGUUCUCAGCCUCCCAUUUCCCUUUUCCUGGAACAGAGAAAAAGUACGUACUUUCUCAGGGGCUUUCAUAAAUUAAUGUUCCAAUUGGACUAGCACGCAUUCGGUUAGGUCACUUUCGCAUCCAUAAGACCAGAAUCGUGCAUUUUGGUCUCGACAGCAAUGCAAGUCAACACGACCGCAAACCCCCCUCAGUGCGAGACUGGAUGAUUCAAUGCCAUCGGCAUUCCAUACCUUCAAACUUGUCGCAAUGGCGCCCGCAAAUAAUCGUCAACCCGCUCCGAUUCUGCCUCCAUCAACCCCAUCAAACAAUAAUAGUCCGCGUCCCUCGCCCACACAGCAGACCACAAACAACCAGCAACACGAGACCCCAACGUCGACACCUACUACCGAGACCCGUAUGAAUCCCCCUUCUCUCCCUCGGUCUCUGAUGACCCCUGCACGCGAAAUGCGCGAAAGUUCUGUCAUCUCUUCAGCUGGCAGUUCGGCGCGCAAGCCGCGACAGAACCUCGAUGAGAAGGACCAUAUGCUCAUGUUAAAACACUGCUACGAGCAAAGAGGCAAUUUCAAAGAGGGAACUAAGGCACAGUUUUGGACAGGGGUAAAUACGGCUUUCCAGAAGGAUACUGGCAAGGUACUGGCUCAGAUGAGCGCAACAGUCGGGAGAUUAGUAGAGUCAAGAAGACGUCAGAUUGCCGAUUGGGAGAAUGGAGUCAUUCCGCAGAAACCUGGGGGCGAAUUAAAUGAUAUGCUAGAUCAAUGGAUGGAAUUCUUGAAAACCGAAGACGGAGAAGCGGAGGCGGAGAGAAUGAGACAAGUGGACGCGAGGAGAAAGGUUGAAGAAGCUCGAAAAGAAGCCCGCAGACAAGCUAUUGCGGCUGAAGCUGCCGCUGCUGCUAGUGCUCCUGCUAUCCAACCCGGCCAUGUUCCAAUACAACAGCAACCUCCUCCCGCCAUGGCGCAAAUGGGACAGCCACCCCAGCACCAAUAUCCCCCACAGCAGCAACAUCCUCAAAAUCCCCCACCACCAUCACAAUAUCAGAGUGGAGAGAUGGUAGUAGCAAAUGGUGAAGAGCAAGAUAUGAAUGGCUAUCGUCCACACAAGCGGAAGAGACAAAACGAACGCGCUCUUACGCGGGACUUACAAGCGCAGAUCGAGCAACAGCAAUGGGAAGCCCAACAGUAUGCCAUGGCACAUCCACCUGAACCACCGAGAAGAGUUAUAGUCGAAGGAGCGUUGACGAAAGAGGAUUGGCGAGACAUCAUGGGCAACGAUGCACGAUUACGAGCGAUAGAGAACAAGGUUGACAAAAUCGAGCUGAUUGUGUCUCAGAACAACAAGCUAUUACUUCAAUUGGUACAGAACCAAAGCAAGGAGAGAGAUCGGAGUUCAGAGGAGGAGAGAGUGCCGGUUCAUCUUGAUGCUGAAUUCGAGCGAGAUUACUUGUGAGCCAAGCCAGCCCUCGAAACACCUUGUACGACAUACUGAGAAUUAUUGAGGUCUGGACGAUACUCGAAAACACCGCUACCUAUUCCUUGAGAAAGCUUUUGCGACUCAAGUCAAGCCCUGACGAAGACCAAGCCACUUCGAACCGAGUCGAAAACUGUUUGUGUUUAACUCCAUGUCCCGCUAAGAUCAUCAAGCGUCCACUAGAUUUUAUGUUCACAGCUUUUUCUCCUCUUUUCAUAUUGCUUUGCUUUUUUAACCUGCUCUCGUACGAGGAGAAAUAUAUAAUUGUGAGUGGCUGAGGGAAAGCAUGGCGUUAUAAUGGAUACGGAUGUAUUACCACUGGGAUGGCAUUUCCUC